Molecule: messenger RNA, 1356 nt
Organism: Leptopilina boulardi
Lineage: Eukaryota; Metazoa; Arthropoda; Insecta; Hymenoptera; Figitidae
Product: mediator of RNA polymerase II transcription subunit 15-like
Exons: 4
Coding region: 412-1065 (217 amino acids)
Source: RefSeq, a predicted model, not a curated record
GCUGACCCACGAGUUUUGACUCCUAUUGGUGGAAGAAAAUAUUUUUACAACUCUCGCUCGGUUUCAACCAUCACUCUUGUCUACAGUUCUUCACUUAUCGUCAGUCAUCUUUCAGCGAUUUGCAUUUGGAGGUGAAUAGUUUUGUGUUCUCAACAACGUUUAAUUGCGUGUGGAAGGGAAAUAUAUAUGGCCAAUCCUGGCAAAGGAGGAAGAGGAACCAAAAAAUCGGCUGCAGUCGCCAAGAGGGAAAAGAAAACAAUCGCGAAGCCGAAAGCAUCACCAAAGAAAACAACGAGAACAAGGAUGUACAGCGCUGUAGUUGCAAAUAGACCUCAACAGCCGGUUAAUCAACCAGCGCAACAAAAUUUACUGCAACAAGGUCUACCGCCACCGGAACAGCAAGAAUAAUUGAUGCAACAAAAUCUGCUGCAACAGGGUCAGAUCCAGCAGGUUCCGCCACAGCAGGAUUCACGAAUCCAACCUAGGCAAAUGUUGCAACCAAAUCAGCUUCAACAAGGCCGAAAUCAACACUUUCCGCCGCUGCCAGAUUCACAAAUCGAUCCUACUCAACUGUUGCAAUCCAAUCAAUUGCAACAGGGCCAGAUUCAACACGUUCCACAACCGCAGGAUUCACGAAUCCAGUCAAGCCAACUGUUGCAACCGAGUCAGCUGCAACAGGGGCAGAUUCAUCAGGUUCCGCCACCGCAGGAUUCACGAAUCCAGUCAAGCCAUCUGUUGGAACUGAAUCAGCUGCAGCAACACCAAAUUUUGCAGGUUUCCCCAUCGCAAGAUUUACAAAUCCAGCCUAGACAUCAAUCUCAAUCGUACCAGGACCAAAUCCAACAUGUUCCGCCACCACAGGUUUCACAAAUUCACCUUGGCCAAAUGUUACAACCGAAUUCGCUGCAGCAGGUUUCACCGGUGCAACAGAAUCAAGUGCUGCAUCAGAAUUCAACAAUGAUGCAGAGUCAAUUGCCGCAACAAAAUAUGCUGCAAAUGCAAUAUUAUUAUCAAGAAUCGCAUCAAAACCUUUCAAAUCCACAGAAAUCAUCAAAACAGCCAUAACUGCAAGAGAAGUCUCAGCAGUCAGAAAACGAUUCUGAAAUUGAGAAAUUGAGGGCUGUCAUUGAAAAAGAACGCAAAGAAAGAUGGGGCUUAGAAGACAGGGUGACAAUCCAUUAUAUUUCGACUGAAGUCGUCGUUGACUAAUUUUUAAAAAUUAUAAUACUUUGCAGGAAUGAUUUUGAAGUUAUCAAGAUCACGAAAUGAAAAGAAUUUUAUUAAAAUUUUAAUUAUUUAUUGCAAAAUAUGAAUUUAAAGUUUAUGAGAUGCUGAAAACUGUCAAUUUUUUAGCCA